GAAUCCUUUUGACCAGCGCCUCCCUGAGGAGGUCAUGCUGCCCAUUGGCAAGUUGAUGCGUCUCCGUGCCCUCAACCUGUCAGACUGUGGCCUUGAGGCGGUCCCUGAACUCCUGACCUGCCUGCGUAGCUUGGCUGAACUCAACCUCUCCAACAACCCCCUCUCUAACCUGUCCACCUCUCUGGCUGCCUUAGUCAGCCUGCGGACCCUGCUGCUGAGGGGCUGUGGCCUGGAGGCCAUCCCAGCGGCAGUGUGCCAGGUACCCAGCCUGGAGGUGCUGGACUUGUCCAAUAAUCCGAUCCGAUCGACAAGGAAUGCUGUGGAGCUUCUGCGAGGCCGUCGACCAUGCCUCCUGCAGCGCCUGAUACUGCGGAAUGACAAUUGGACACCAGAGCUUGUGGCAGUGGCUUGCAAGAUGGCAAGGUUGUGGGGGGUGAGGGAACCAACAGUUGCGUGA
Ostreobium quekettii is the source of this 457-nucleotide messenger RNA. The record is from the annotation of a GenBank genome assembly. NCBI's taxonomy places the organism in Eukaryota, Viridiplantae, Chlorophyta, Ulvophyceae, Bryopsidales, Ostreobiaceae.